Messenger RNA from Paramecium pentaurelia, 1096 nucleotides. NCBI's taxonomy places the organism in Eukaryota, Ciliophora, Oligohymenophorea, Peniculida, Parameciidae. The record is from the annotation of a GenBank genome assembly.
AUGAAAAAUAAUGAGAAUCUUUAGAGUUAUGCAGUUGAAAAAAGAAUUGGUGAAGGUGCAUUUGCUAUAGUGUAAAUUAAUAUUCUAUCAUAUAAUAAGAUAUUUAGCAUCUGUUUAAGAAAGUGGAGAGAAAGUUGCAAUAAAAAAAGCACCCAUUGAUAAGAAAUAUAAAAAUAGGGAACUUGCAAACUUAAAAUUACUAGGAGAACAUCCAAAUAUUGUUGCUUUAAAAGAUGCAUUCUAUGUUGUUGGUUAAAAGUAUAAAUUAUAUACAUUUUAUUCAAAAUAGUGAAGAAGUAUAUAUUAAUUAUGUAAUGGAAUAUAUGCCAGAUAAUUUAUCCGAUUAUUUGAGAAAUCUAAAGAAAUAGAAACAAUAAUUAACUUAGAUUCAGUUAUAAAUUAUAACAUAUCAACUAUUAAGGGGACUAGCCUUUAUUCAUGGAAAAGGGAUGGCACAUCGAGAUAUCAAACCUUAGAACAUUUUAAUUGAUGGAACAACUGUCAAAUAUUGUGACUUUGGAUCCGCUAAAAUCAUUUCAGGAGGAUAAAUCAAUACUUCCUAUUUAUGUUCCAGACAUUAUAGGGCACCUGAGUUGAUUUUUGGAGCCACUGAUUAUUCUACAAGCAUAGAUAUUUGGUCAUUAGGAUGUGUCUUUGCUGAACUCAUCUUAUUAGAACCACUUUUUCCAGGAGAAAGUUCUGUAGAUCAGUUAGUUGAAAUUAUGAAAGUCUUAGGAACUCCAACAGCUGCUGAUAUAGCAGAAUUUAAUGUUUCUAAUACAGAUUUUAAAUUUCCUUAAGUCAAAGGACAUCCUUGGUCUAAAGUCUUUUUAAAAUAUAAACCUGAUCCUUAAUUCAUAGAUUUGAUUAAAAAGAUGGUUACGUAAUUAUUUUCUAUAUUUCUAGUUAUUAACCUUAACAAAGAAUAAAACCGUUUAUGGCUUUAAUGCAUCCAUUUUUUAAUGAUCUCAGGGAAUUAAAAAAUGAAGAAGUACCAAAUAAACUUUGGUAAUUCACUCCUGAAGAAGAAAAUAUAUUUGGAAAACAACCAUUAAAGCAUUUAAUGCCAUCAUGGUGGAAAGGUGGAAGAUAAUGA